GUCUGUCGGCGUGGGCUCAAGCAGUGUGUUUGUGGGACGGUGACUGAUCCAUUCUGUUGAAAUAGCGACUGAUAGAGCUGGUUCAGAAUGGACUCCUCAUUGACUGCGGCUCAAAUCCGGGAGAAAUUUAUUGAUUUCUUCCGGCGCUAUGAGCACCAGUAUGUCCAUUCAUCAUCCACCAUCCCACUGGAUGACCCAACACUGCUUUUUGCCAAUGCUGGCAUGAACCAGUUUAAGCCUAUCUUCCUCAACACCAUCGACCCAUCCCACCCUAUGGCCAGAUUGCGUCGUGCUGCCAACACACAAAAGUGUAUUCGUGCAGGGGGCAAACACAAUGACCUGGACGAUGUGGGUAAAGACGUCUACCACCACACCUUCUUUGAGAUGCUGGGAUCCUGGUCUUUUGGAGACUACUUUAAGCACCUAGCCUGUAAGAUGGCAUUGGAACUGCUGACCCAGGAGUUUGGUAUUUCCAUUGAGCGUCUGUAUGUCACGUACUUUGGGGGUAAUGAAGAAGCAGGCCUGGACGCUGACCUGGAGUGCAAACAGAUUUGGAUGGACCUCGGGGUGGAUGAGGCUCGCAUUCUGCCAGGCAGUAUGAAGGAUAACUUCUGGGAAAUGGGGGACACUGGUCCCUGCGGUCCCUGCAGUGAGAUUCAUUUCGACCGCAUUGGAGGGAGAGACGCCUCUCACCUGGUAAACAUGGAUGAUCCAAACGUCCUGGAGAUUUGGAACCUGGUGUUCAUCCAGUUUAACAGAGAAUCUGAGACUGAGCUGAAGCUACUGCCUAAGAAAAGCAUUGACACAGGCAUGGGCCUGGAGCGCCUUGUGUCUGUACUGCAGAACAAAAUGUCCAACUAUGACACUGACCUCUUCCUACCAUAUUUUGAAGCUAUUCAGAAGGGAACUGGUGCCAGACCAUACACAGGUAAAGUAGGUGCAGAAGAUGCUGACGGCAUUGACAUGGCCUACCGUGUUCUUGCCGACCACGCCCGCACCAUCACCAUCGCCUUAUCAGAUGGCGGCCGGCCUGACAACACAGGAAGAGGGUAUGUGUUGAGGAGGAUCCUGCGUCGCGCUGUCCGUUAUUCUCACGAGAAACUGGGAGCUCACAAAGGCUUUUUUGCAUCUCUGGUCGAUGUGGUGGUUGAAUCCCUGGGUAAUGCGUUCCCAGAAUUGAAGAAAGACCCAGAAAUGGUGAAAGACAUUAUUAAUGAAGAAGAGGCACAGUUCCUCAAAACCCUCAGCAGAGGACGUCGUAUUCUUGAUAGAAAGAUCAUGAGCCUGGGAGACAGCAAGACCAUCCCAGGUGACACUGCAUGGUUGUUGUAUGACACAUAUGGCUUCCCUCUGGACUUGACGUCCCUUAUUGCAGAGGAGAAGGGCAUGGCAGUGGAUUUAGGCGCCUUUGAAGAGGAGAAGAAGGCAGCACAGUUAAAGUCCCAAGGUAAAGGUGCUGGAGAUGAGGACCACAUCAUGUUAGAUAUCUACGCCAUCGAGGACCUGAGAAACAAAAACAUACCUGCCACGGAUGACUCUCCCAAAUACAAAUACACUUCAGACGAGCAUGGCAACUAUGAGUUUCAACAGACUUCAGCCACAGUGCUGGCCCUUCGCCGUGACCGUGCCUUUUGGGAUGAAGUGACCACGGGCCAGGAGUGUGGUGUGCUGCUGGACCAGACGUCCUUCUAUGCUGAACAAGGUGGGCAGACGUUUGAUGAAGGAUAUAUGCUUCGAGAGGACGACAGCACAGAGGAUAGGAUGGAGUUCACAGUGAAAAACACCCAGGUCAGAGGAGGUUAUGUUCUUCAUAUUGGAACCGUGUAUGGAACGCUAAAGGUUGGAGACCGCGUGACCUUAAAUGUAGAUGAGGCACGCCGCAGGCCCAUCAUGAGCAAUCACACUGCAACACACAUCCUCAAUUUUGCCCUGCGUGCUGUUCUAGGGGAAGCAGAUCAGAGGGGCUCUCUGGUGGCUCCGGACCGCCUGCGCUUUGACUUCACGGCUAAAGGUGCCCUAACCACGGAGCAGGUCCGCCGGAGUGAGGAGGCUGCCUGUGCCAUGAUAAAAGAUGCUAAGGCUGUGUACGCCAUGGAAGCUCCCCUGGCAGAAGCCAAGGCCAUUCAGGGUCUACGUGCUGUGUUUGAUGAGACCUACCCUGACCCAGUGCGGGUUGUGUCCAUUGGUAUCCCUGUUCAGGACCUGCUGGACGACCCCAACAGUGCUGCUGGUUCCCUCACCUCUAUUGAGUUUUGUGGUGGAACCCAUCUGCAGAACUCUGGUCAUGCCGCACCAUUUGUCAUCGUCUCAGAGGAGGCCAUCGCUAAGGGCAUCCGUCGCAUUGUUGCUGUGACAGGAACAGAGGCCCAGAAGGCCCAGAGGAAAGCAGAUGCCCUACACCAGUGUUUGUCUAAACUGGGAGACAAAGUGAAACAGCAGAAUGCCCCGAACAAGGACAUUCAAAAAGAGAUUGCUGACACAACAGAAUCCAUAGGAACAGCAGUGAUCUCUCAAUGGCAGAAGGACGAGAUGAGGGAAACCUUAAAGGGCCUAAAGAAGAUCAUGGAUGACCUGGACCGCUCUUACAAGGCUGACAUCCAGAAGAGGGUUCUUGAAAAGACCAAGGAGGUGAUCGAAUGUAAUCCCAAUCAACCACUGCUUGUUAUGAAGAUGGAAACUGGAGCCUCAGCAAAGGCUCUGAAUGAAUCACUGAAGCUGCUGAAGUCAAACUCUCCACAGACCGCUGCAAUGCUCUUUGCCGUAGAUCCUGAUGCUGGCAAGAUCACCUGCCUAUGUCAAGUCCCACAGGAUGUGGCAAAUCGUGGACUGAAGGCCAGCGAAUGGGUUCAGGAAUUGUGCCCUCUCCUGGAUGGCAAAGGAGGUGGAAAGGACAUGUCUGCCCAGGCUACAGGAAGGAACACGCAGUGCCUGCAGGAGGCACUACAGAUGGCCAACGAAUUUGCACGUCUCAAACUGGGAGAGAAUUAACAAGAGAGGGUUUAAAAAUAAAGGUUGUGGGAGGAAUUCGAAAGAGAUUUUGGUUGAGGAUAUGUUCAUCUUAGAAAUCAAACUUCUGAUUUCUCAAUUGCUGCCUCCUCUCCUUCACUUUACCCUUUGGGUCAUGAACAAAAGUUUUGGGCUUAUGGUUCCCACCAUGUUGACGCAUGACAUUGACAGUAGGUCGGCAGUAAAUGAACCUUUUAUUUCUUCGUCUGACUGGGGGCUUAUUGCAUAAAAAAUUAUCUCUGUGGAAAUUCCUUAACAUAGUAAGUGCUAAUUAAGAACCAUGAGGUUUUUUGCUUGUCUACUACAUUACUGCACGUGUAUUGAAUCAACGUCUGCACGGUACAUCUCAGAUCGUACAACAAAAUCUGUAGGUUUUCAUUCAGGCUUCUGUCCUGCACCAGGUUCUAGCUGAUAAAUGUCCACCCCACCUCUGUAGUUUUUUACUUCACCAAAUCAAAACCCUUUCUGCUUACAGUUAUAAAGUUAAACUUUCUGUGCAUCUGACACUCAGUCAGUUUAGCUCUAAACUUAGUUAAAAGUUCACUGGACCUAAACUGUACACUUGUAGCUGUUUCUUUGUCUGGCUUUUCAAACAACAAACCGUUUACUGACAUUACAAUAACUGUUUGAACUGAUCAUGAACAUGUCAAAUAAUUUAUGUGUAUCUUGAUCUUGCUGAGCUUUAGGAUGGAUGCAGUUUGUUGCAAAUGGCUUCCAUCCAAGCUUUUCCGUGUAAGAAAACUGUCACUGUGGGAAUGAAAUAAAUGAUGGGUAAAUGCCAAAUGUC
Messenger RNA from Betta splendens (Siamese fighting fish), 3793 nucleotides. It is a transcript of the gene aars1, whose product is annotated as alanyl-tRNA synthetase 1. Gene Ontology annotation, cellular component: cytoplasm; mitochondrion. Gene Ontology annotation, molecular function: ATP binding; aminoacyl-tRNA deacylase activity; alanine-tRNA ligase activity. The record is from RefSeq and is a predicted model, not a curated record. The coding region runs from base 88 to 2988 and encodes 966 amino acids. The transcript has 20 exons. NCBI's taxonomy places the organism in Eukaryota, Metazoa, Chordata, Actinopteri, Anabantiformes, Osphronemidae. Gene Ontology annotation, biological process: alanyl-tRNA aminoacylation; tRNA modification.